AUGUCGCCGCAUCAAUCGUUUCGGCAUACGACUAGUUUCCCGUUCGGACUUCCUUCACCUGCUUCACUAAUAUCUCCUGACACAGGGCCAAAUAGUGCAUAUCAAAUGCAACAGAAGCCAUUCUUUUUCUUGCCGUCAACACCCAAAAGUUCUCAAUCAACAGCAUCGUCAUGCGCGAAUAGUCAUCGCCGUCGUUAUGCGGGAAAUCGACCGCGCUCAGUUGUGCUCUUCCCAUCGAACACCGCUCAACCUCAUUCACCGUAUUUCCCUACUACUCCUACAAUUCUAACAAAUGGUCAUCAGAAGAUGAUGCUCUCACAAAGUGCUCCAAUGGUAGUAUCUAAUCAUGUUCCUCCUCAACAGCAACAAUCACAUCAUCCUCAUUUUCAUCACUCCUCAUCACAGCAAUAUUCCAAAAAGAAUAUGAAAAACUGUAUUACUCAACAGCAACAGUACCAACAACAGCGUCAAAGACCACUUUCUGAGUCCCGUGGAGGCUCACCGGUGAAUUGCUUUGCGGGUGCAAAGUUUAGCGAAUCGCCGAAAGCACAGCUCAUCCCCUUACCUCCCAUGCAAUGGCUUACAGAUGCCUCCGAUAGUGAAACGACUACUGACCAAAAUUCGGAUAGCUCGGACAGCAGCUUAUCAUUUGUGAUGCAUUCGAAAUGUGGUUCUGAUGAGUUUUCCGCAGUCCCGUCUAUCCCCUCGUCUUCGUUAUCGGUGCAGUGUAAAGUAACUGCAACAAGCUCCACUUCGACCUCACCUCAGCAAUUAUGUCGUCCUGGUCCGAUGCGUAUGAAUCCAUUACAAUUGAUCGCGGCUGUUGCUGCGUCGUAA
This is a messenger RNA of Anisakis simplex (herring worm), 837 nucleotides long. The record is from the annotation of a GenBank genome assembly. Lineage: Eukaryota; Metazoa; Nematoda; Chromadorea; Rhabditida; Anisakidae.